Paramacrobiotus metropolitanus is the source of this 3299-nucleotide messenger RNA. Its product is annotated as mucin-2-like. The transcript has 5 exons. Bases 633 to 3239 code for a protein of 868 amino acids. The record is from RefSeq and is a predicted model, not a curated record. NCBI's taxonomy places the organism in Eukaryota, Metazoa, Tardigrada, Eutardigrada, Parachela, Macrobiotidae.
AGUCACAUUUCUCUUGGCUGAAAAUUGAUGAAAGUUCGAACACGUCUUUAUCGCUUCACUUGAUUAACUAAAACAGUUUACACCAUUAGAAUAAUUACUCCGUAUUGGCAUGAAUUUAUGAUCAAUUUUAACUUGACCCAUAUAUGCAGACGGAAGAAGGUCAAUAACAAAGAGAACACGGCUCAUUCGUCCGUUUAUUUAUGUCUGAAUCAGUGCGCGCCGGUAGCCAAUAAUCCAUUCCGCCACCUUAAACAAAGUGACCCAUAGCGAUCUCCGUAGUCUCUAAACAGUGAUCCGGUAUCUACGUGUUUUCACUUUUCUCAAGUCGAUCGCAACGUAUGUUGCCGAAAAGAUCCACGCACAAUAAUGCGGUCGAAAAUCUUUUAAGCAAGAUGGACUAAUUACUUGAUUGCCGCUAUUACGGCGGUAGUGAGAGUGAUAGUAAUGCGGUCACUGUGUCCAUUGCUACUGAUCGCCAGCCGUUCACUUUCAUUUCAUACCAACGUAAGAAUCACUAACCAUUAUAACAGCGUUUAUCGUGUUGCAAUUAAAAGUUUUUUUUAUUAGCGGGUGACUUAAUGCUUUGAUAAAUUAUUAAGAUCAUCGUCAGUUUAAAAUCAUUUGUUUGGACUAUGAAUAUAAAACUUAAGCGGGAUCGCCUAUCGGUUGCGUUAUACACAGUUAUCUUUGAAUUACAGUUGUUUGCAAAUUUUGUUUCCAGCCAAGGAGCAUUUGACGUAUACGGCUUAAAUGAUGGCAAUAAUUACGAUACGGCGCAGUAUCGCGAUGGAUAUGAUUUGGGACGUUCCAUCGAUGGUAAUACCCCGCCGGUUAAUGUGCCAUCCUGGAUGACGGUACCGCAGUCACUUGCCGGCUGGCCAAUAUAUUUGCCGCAGCAAGUGAUUUAUGCCGCUUUUGGAAGCAGUAACCCGGUACAGUCCUGGGGUGAUUACAAAUGGAAUAAUUUUUAUAUUCCGACUUUGGUAACCGAACCGCCAAAUGACACCUUCUACGAGCGUUAUGAAGAUUUUGUGGCUGGCCGGUGGACACCGCCACCGGUCACGGUCCCCGUACUCACGACAACAAAGGCCACGGUAACCCGUGCCCCGGGAGCGGCAGCCGCCGCCGCCGCCAAUGCCACUGCAUUGGCAAUCAAUACAACCGGCUUAUCAUCGGCCGCGGUCGCAGCGUCCGCCCUGGGUAUACCGAAUUUACUGAAAGGCAACGCUACCGCGGCGGUCGAUGUCCCCAAGACCAUCAACGCCACAGUACUGGCUUCCGCCCUCACCAAACUGGGUGACCUGCUCAUCCAUACGGUGACCACGAAACCAACAACGCCCACCACCUUGGCUCCCGGUGUCACCACUGUCGCCGUGCACACAGCCCCGCCCACCACCGCUGAUACGACGAUAUCCUUCCCAUCCAGUGAUGAUAUUGCCGCAGCGGCGGCCGCGCAAGUCAGUGCCGGGGAAGUCAUCACGGCGCCACCGAAUGGUGUGCCAAGCGGAGAGCCGGAGGCCUCUCCCGCGCCGGCGGUUGCGGAAACUGCGACGGCAGCCGCAUCGGUACCGGCUGUGGCACCGGUGCCGGCUCCGGCUCCGGAGACUACCGCUAUGCCGGCUACCACCACGGUGAGCCCCGAAGUCAAACAGAAAGUGGAGGCGGCUGUCCAAACGGCUGUUGCCAAUGCGUUGCCACAGUCUAUGACGAAUCCGCUGCUGGCUCCUCAGAAUCAGUCACCUUUCAUACUGCAGCCACCAGCGCUUGAAGGGGGCACCCCAAAAACGGGAGAGGUAGUAAAGGAAAUCGUAAAAGCUGCGAAUGCAACCGCGCAGCAAAUUAUCGCCGCGAAUGGAACAGCCGAAAAUCGCACAGCACGUGAAUUUCCUGCUGAUCUCCGAACGAUGAUGCUGAAUUUGUUAAAAGAUGUGCUUCAAACCGAAAAUAUUCCCGCUGUUCAAAUUAUCCCGCCAAAACGACUGAAGGUUACCAAUGCCUCACAGCCACUCCUUCCACAACUGCAAGCCAAGUUAAUUUCCACCCCAUCCACAACACACACGAGGAACAGCCGGCACAGCACAACGUCGCAUCCAGCGACAAACGCCCUAACCACAACUAUGAGAACAACGCAACUUGCCACUGCCAUGCCGGUUUCUGUGACAGAACUCCCAUCGCUGCCGGUAAACGAGACUGAUCAAACUGGAAGCAGAGAAGGCCGGAAUCUCAAGCUAUCCAACUUGCGUGUCCUUAUGGAAAACCUCUUGCACGAAGUGCUGCAGCCGGAAACAUCCAAACCGAAUAAAACCAUUACUAAAAAUAUUCCUAUCCAAUCACCAGUUUUGACGGUGACCUUCCCUAGUGCAAAUACGAGUACCACGGAAAAUUCCGAGAUAACCAGUCCGAUCACUACCGCUGGCAGAGUGAACACCUCUCGAAAAUUGUCGGUAACAUCCUCGACGAGUAGAAUGCGCACUACAACAAUGCCGGUACCUAUAACCACACCGGAACCAGAAGCUACCACGUUGGCAAGCACUUCGUCACCGUUGAUCACGACAGAUACAAUAAUCUCCACAACGCCUUUUAUUGUCACCACUAGCAAAAGUGCGAAUAUCUUCCAAUCUAACUCUCCAACAUCUCUGAAAAUGGCGUUGCCACCAUUGAGAUCGCAGUUGACCUUUCUCAGCAUGCCAACAGGUCUAACUCGAGGAAUUCGUCAGUUCACCGAUUUACCCAGUACAACCACGCCCCAGACCAUUACCCGCCCAUCGCGGAAACGAUUCUUGAACACCGCAAAUCCGGAUGCGACAAGUACGCCACCUGCAGCGAACGCCGUCCCCGUGCCAGCAGCGUCCACAAUGUUCGUCAAACCGUCCCAAGCGUUAGACAAGCAAGAUCUAUGGAACCUUCUGGGUAUUUCUAUUGACCCGGUGCCAUUACCGAACAUCGAUCACAGUGCGUUAAGGCCGUUAAAAACAACCACACCCAGUGUCCAGCUCGAAGAGACGACGAAGGUAACGACGAAUGCAGCGGACGCCACAAUUCUAAACAGCGACGGUACGGAUACGAUACCUUCGAGUGUGGUCAAACAGCGCGGUGUAUGCGUACCCUUUGAAAAUCAGGGGCGAUUCGGUAUUUGUGUGGAUAAGUCGGAAGUUUUUACGGUGUGUGAUGGAAUGGUUAUAAAGCAGGCGAAAUUCUGUGAAUCGACUGCGGUUUGUUGUGUACUUGAAGGGCGGUGAAUUAUGUGAGUGUCAUUGUGUUGUUGUGAUAUUUAUUUACUGAUUACUGAUACUAUUAAA